Molecule: messenger RNA, 1581 nt
Organism: Danaus chrysippus (African queen)
Lineage: Eukaryota; Metazoa; Arthropoda; Insecta; Lepidoptera; Nymphalidae
Source: the annotation of a GenBank genome assembly
AUGAAUGAAGAAAUAGAUGAGUAUGAAAUUUACCAUCAAGAUUUUACAACAGCGUCAGAGUGGGAAGUAUUAAUUGCACGUUUGGAAGAAGUUAUUGUUGAAUGGCAUUUGGCUAAAUCCAAAAUAACAAAAAAGUGUUCAGAGUUUACAAAGAAAUGGACUGUUAAAUCUGAGGAAAUCAGGUUUCGUUCUUUAAAUUUUACACUCUCAUACUGUUAUCAAGAACCGGUUAAAAUACUGGACACUGAUAUAAAUUCAGAUGAACAGUCGUUAUUGACAGACUUGCAUGAAAGUCUUUGGAACUCCACAACAAACUUUAUGGGAGAUACUGAAUGUACACCUUAUCCGGUAUCAAAUUGGUUUGGUUUGAAAAGAUAUCUGAUGCUAUGUCCUAAAACGCCUCUAACUGAUGGAAGUAUCAUUAAACUUGUAAUGAGUUCCGUUAAUAUAGCCUUUGCAAAUGUUGAUUGUGGUGUGCCCUUCUUCGUUAAGAUAAGAGAGCAUUGGCAGCAAACUUUUUUAGGUAUUUACGAAGAUAAUGACUAUAAAAUUAGUUUUGAUACAAUACAUUUGAAAAGAAUAUCAAACCAGUGUUCUUAUCUGAGCGGGCUUGUAAGUUUAUUCAAGUCCAAAAUAUCAUCACCAGUACCUCUUGAUGCUGUUGUUAUAUCAACAAAAUUUUCUUAUGAAUUGAAAGACUCCGAUGCUUUUGCUUGGAGGAAAAGAACUCAAUCAAAUGAGUUUUUAUCUAUCGAUGGAUUUGAUGUUAGGAAAUUGACUGAACUGCCAUUUGGUUCGGAAAAGAAUCCUCUGCAUAGUGCUUUACUUAACGCAAUAUGGCCACAUUUUAGGGAAAGUGCUAUUGUUGAUUCAUCUACAUUUUCUGAUAUUGAUCCCUUAAUGGCACCUACUUGGACUAUUACUCUGAAACUUAGGAAUAACAUAAACUGUCAAUUAUCAGAUAUUAUAGGAAAAGUGAUGGAUUUAUUAGACAAUAAUACUCUAAUGAUGGAUAUUCUGGGUUUGAGUAAGAGUUUGGGCUUGGUUAACCCAUUGAACAGGAUAACCGAGGCACCUAUCACAAUUUCUAAAUUGGUGAAAGCAGCAGUGGGACGCAAUAGUCAUAUUUCUGAGUUUAAGGGCCCGAUAACUGAUGACCUUUUGAUGCCUUUACUGUAUUAUGUGUUCCCCGAUGCUGUGGAAGACCAUACAUUCCCAUAUUCUAAAGGAUUGGAUAUAGAAACCAGAAGGGAUAGUACCGACUCAAAAUUAUGCAGCUAUGUUAAAACAAGUCCUGAAGAUGGUUUGGUUUGGAGACUAUCAGUUACUUCGGCUCGUUUAAUGGAGGCCGGUGGAUUGCCUUACGUUGCACAUUUCUGGUAUGAGUUCACCCAAGAACUGCAGUAUCGAUGGGAGCAUAGAAUUCUAUUAUCGGGUGAAUCUAUGACAUUUAUUGGCAAAUCUGAGAUUUUUCAUGGUUGUGACGAUCCUGUUGAAGAUGAGUGUGGUUAUGGCGUUUGCACCAGAAAGUGCACGCUUUCUCACUGUUCAGGGGCUGCGAGCAGUGUUCGCACAAAAUAA